Paramuricea clavata is the source of this 718-nucleotide messenger RNA. NCBI's taxonomy places the organism in Eukaryota, Metazoa, Cnidaria, Anthozoa, Malacalcyonacea, Plexauridae. The record is from the annotation of a GenBank genome assembly.
AUGGAUCGUAAACUUUCUAUCAGGGCGAAGACAGCGGGUCAACUUGCGGAAGCUGUUUCUUGUUGGCUUCCUGUCACAGCCGGUGUCCCCCAAGGUACGAAGUUAGGUCCAAUCCUGUUCUUAAUUAUGGUCAAUGAUUUACAAUGCGGUUCGGGGAAGUCUAGCAAUUGGAAAUUCGUUGAUGAUGUUACUAUCUCUGAGGGAUUAUUAAGGAAUGGGGAACCGUCUGUAAUCCAGUCUGAUUUAACUUCUAUAGCUACAUGGGCAUCUAAUAACCUGAUGAAAUUGAACGCAAAGAAAUGCAAAGAGAUGCAAAUUUGUUUCUUUCGGAACAAAUCUGAACUACCACACUUGUGUUUUGAAGACCAGAUCUUAGAAUGUGUAUCGUCGCACAAGGUUCUUGGAUUGAUUAUCCAGGAUGACCUUAAGUGGAACGAACAUAUUUCGAUGAUUGUUACCAAAGCAUCCAAGCGACUGCAUAUCCUACGUGUCCUACGACGGGGAGGGAUUCCACCGCACGACCUUAUCACAAUUUAUUAUGCAUUGAUUAGAUCUACAUUAGAAUAUUGUUGUAUAGUAUGGCAUUGUGGUCUACCUAUGUAUCUGUCUGAAAAAGUCGAGAAAAUUCAAAAACGUGCACUGAGGAUUAUACUGCCAGGUCGAUCCUACGGUGAAGCGCAAGAAAUGUUGCAGUGUCUUAGGCUGGAUAUACGUCGAG